GGCCCGCGCGCCUCGCCUCGCCCGGUACCGGAACCGGCCCGGCGCCUCGCCAUGAGCUUCCUCUUCGGCAGCCGGUCUUCGAAAACCUUCAAGCCCAAGAAGAACAUCCCCGAGGGCUCCCACCAGUACGAGCUGCUCAAGCACGCCGAGGCGACGCUGGGCAGCGGCAACCUCAGGCAGGCCGUGAUGCUGCCCGAGGGGGAGGAUCUCAACGAGUGGAUCGCGGUGAACACGGUGGAUUUCUUCAACCAAAUCAACAUGCUGUACGGGACCAUCACGGAGUUCUGCACCGAGGCGAGCUGCCCCGUCAUGUCUGCUGGACCAAGGUACGAGUACCACUGGGCAGAUGGCACCAACAUCAAGAAGCCCAUUAAGUGCUCGGCUCCCAAGUACAUUGACUACUUGAUGACGUGGGUUCAGGACCAGCUGGACGAUGAAACCCUCUUUCCUUCCAAGAUCGGUGUCCCUUUUCCCAAGAACUUCAUGUCGGUGGCGAAGACGAUCCUGAAGCGGCUCUUCCGCGUGUACGCGCACAUCUACCACCAGCACUUCGACUCGGUCAUGCGGCUGCAGGAGGAGGCGCACCUCAACACCUCCUUCAAGCACUUCAUCUUCUUCGUGCAGGAAUUCAACCUGAUCGACAGGCGUGAGUUGGCUCCGCUGCAGGAACUCAUCGAGAAGCUGGGCUCCAAGGACAGAUAAACCCAGCGGCCGCUUCCCGCUUUGCUCCCCACUGCUCUCCCGCUCCGCCCUCGGCGCUGGGGGGAGCCGGGGGGUGCUCGGCAGAGCCCAACUCGCGUCUCGAGGCCUUGGCAAAACCUCGCUGCAAUCCGCAGCCUGGACACAGCGCUACUUAGUCCAGUCUGCUACUGUGUAAUUCCAGUCUGCUCUAGAACGGGACUCACUUUGCAGCCUUCUUCAGGUCCUGAAGCAGCUGGGACUUUCUGGAGCAAAACAGCUGCAAUUUCCCUCCGGACUUCGGAGCACCCAAGGAUCAAAGCCAGCCGAAGCCGAGCGUGGCGCUG
This is a messenger RNA of Nothoprocta perdicaria, 1025 nucleotides long. It is a transcript of the gene MOB1A, whose product is annotated as MOB kinase activator 1A. NCBI's taxonomy places the organism in Eukaryota, Metazoa, Chordata, Aves, Tinamiformes, Tinamidae. The transcript is spliced from 6 exons. Gene Ontology annotation, cellular component: cytoplasm; nucleus. Gene Ontology annotation, molecular function: protein kinase activator activity. The record is from RefSeq and is a predicted model, not a curated record. Gene Ontology annotation, biological process: hippo signaling; positive regulation of protein phosphorylation. Bases 52 to 702 code for a protein of 216 amino acids.